Messenger RNA from Pogoniulus pusillus (Red-fronted tinkerbird), 1187 nucleotides. RefSeq lists its product as uncharacterized. Bases 10 to 855 code for a protein of 281 amino acids. The record is from RefSeq and is a predicted model, not a curated record. Lineage: Eukaryota; Metazoa; Chordata; Aves; Piciformes; Lybiidae. The transcript has 2 exons.
GAGGCCAUCAUGGCCAAGAUGACAACACGGGAGAUGCUGGAGAACAUGCCUGCCUUGGACCCCUGGAGCUCCAGCAGCGACUCUGAGGAGCCUGAGCUAAAGAACCAGGCAGGGAAGAAGAUAGAGAAGUGGUGGGCCCCAGGGAACGAGGCCAUCAUGGCCAAGAUGACAACACGGGAGAUGCUGGAGAACAUGCCUGCCUUGGACCCCUGGAGCUCCAGCAGCGACUCUGAGGAGCCUGAGCUAAAGAACCAGGCAGGGAAGAAGAUAGUGAAGUGGUGGGCCCCAGGGAACGAGGCCAUCAUGGCCAAGAUGACAACACGGGAGAUGCUGGAGAACAUGCCUGCCUUGGACCCCUGGAGCUCCAUCAGCUUCUCUGAGGAGGAGGAGGCAGCCAGGAGCAGGGCAACAAAGAGGAGGAGCCAGGAGCCCAGGACCAUGCCGGGGGUCUCCGCUGCCAAGUCCCCUCAGAGCUCUGCAUCUCCCUCGGGCUCCAAUGUCCAACAGCCUCUCCAGCCUUCGGAGCAGCAGAAGGAGCCUGGCAAAGAGCCGAGCCCAGGCGGGGUCCAAGUCCCAGAGCCUGGCACGGAGCAGAGCCAGGACAGUAGCCAGCAGCCGCAGCAGCCUACGCCUGCAGCCGCCCGGGCGAGUGACGCCGGGGCACAGAGCAGCGCAGAGGAGCCCAGCAGUGCAGGGAGGAAGCCGAGCACGCAGCAAGCUGGGCUCUGGAGCCGCCUGAAGAGCUGCUGCAUUCGCUGCUGGCUCUGCAGAUGCUGCCCCUGUUUGCAGCGCUGCUGCCCCUGCUUGCAGCGCCGCUGCCCCUGUUGGCAGCGGAAGAAGCAGGAGGUCCCCUAGGGGACAGCCCGGGGGGGAGGGACGGGGACUGGUGGGGUGCAGAAAUGGGCUUCAUCUCUUCAACACAGGCCAGGGGUUCCCAUCACCGUCAGUCCGUGCAGGGCUUCCACGCCUGAGGUCAAAGGGAGCAGCUCAGCACCUCCUCAGCUCCUCACAGCUUCCCUACCAGACGGGGAAGGCUGCGGGGGGCUGCUGGGCAGAGGAGGGGACAAGGAGGAAGCCACUGUCCCCCUACAGGAGCUCCUGGACUCCCUGCCCCGUGUGCAGCCUCUGGGCUGCCUGCGUGUCUGCAACAGCAGCUGUGGAAACUCCAAGUGCGGUAGGACGCUGCA